Messenger RNA from Paramecium sonneborni, 609 nucleotides. The record is from the annotation of a GenBank genome assembly. Lineage: Eukaryota; Ciliophora; Oligohymenophorea; Peniculida; Parameciidae.
AUGAAUUUAAUAGCAAUAUUAAGUUAUUAGAAAUAACUAUAACAAUAGAAAAAGUAAAAGAAUAAAAAAAAACUUAAAAAUUAAAAACAGCAAACAAAAUGUGAUAACUUAAUUGAUAUAAAUUUAUUAAACCCAGAUUUAUAAAAUUACCAAAUUUCAUAGAAAAUUAAGGAACAUAAUUUUUUGGAAAAUCUUCCAAAUAAUUUACAACCUAAAUAAACAAUUUAUCUAACCACCUCAACCCAAACAGAUUACAUAGAAGACUUCGAAGUAGUAAUUCCUGAAACUGAAAUUCAAAAAAUAAAAUAUUCUUAUGAAAAAUUAUUAAGACUAGAAGAAUUAAAAUAAUAGUAUUAAGCUUGCUCAGAAAUAAAUGAAAAUCAAGCAAUUGAUUAAAUAAAUGCAUAAAAAUUUGAAAUAGAGAGAUUACUACUUGAAUUAGAUUAAAUACCAUAAAUUAAUUAUGAAGCAGACUUGAAUGCAUAACAAAAAGAGUUGGAAUCUUUAAAAAAAAAAUAUUCAGAAUUAGAAAAAGAAUAAGAAAUGCUUUAAUAAAAAAAUAAAAUGUUGUAAUAAAACUUAAAAGAAAAAUUAGAUCAAAAUCAUUGA